Messenger RNA from Propithecus coquereli (Coquerel's sifaka), 1175 nucleotides. RefSeq names its product wingless-type MMTV integration site family, member 9A (gene WNT9A). The coding region runs from base 77 to 1174 and encodes 365 amino acids. Gene Ontology annotation, cellular component: extracellular region. NCBI's taxonomy places the organism in Eukaryota, Metazoa, Chordata, Mammalia, Primates, Indriidae. The record is from RefSeq and is a predicted model, not a curated record. Gene Ontology annotation, biological process: multicellular organism development; canonical Wnt signaling pathway; cell fate commitment. Gene Ontology annotation, molecular function: frizzled binding; cytokine activity. The transcript has 4 exons.
CUAUAAGAGGGCGGCGACCGCGGCGCGCCCUGCGCGGAGCCGGGAGCGCGAUGGUGAGCCGCCGCGGCGCGGCAAGAUGCUGGAUGGGCCCCUGCUGGCGCGCUGGCUGGCCGCGGCCUUCGGGCUGACGCUGCUGCUCGCCGCGCUGCGCCCUUCGGCCGCCUACUUCGGGCUGACGGGCAGCGAGCCUCUGACCAUCCUCCCGCUCACACUGGAGCCCGAGGCAGCAGCCCAGGCGCACUACAAGGCCUGCGACCGGCUGAAGCUGGAGCGGAAGCAGCGGCGCAUGUGCCGCCGGGAUCCGGGCGUGGCCGAGACGCUGGUGGAGGCGGUCAGCAUGAGCGCGCUGGAGUGCCAGUUCCAGUUCCGCUUCGAGCGCUGGAACUGCACCUUGGAGGGCCGCUACCGGGCCAGCCUGCUCAAGCGAGGCUUCAAGGAGACCGCCUUCCUCUACGCCAUCUCCUCCGCCGGCCUGACGCACGCGCUGGCCAAGGCGUGCAGCGCGGGGCGCAUGGAGCGCUGCACGUGCGACGAGGCGCCGGACCUGGAGAACCGCGAGGCCUGGCAGUGGGGAGGCUGCGGGGACAACCUCAAGUACAGCAGCAAGUUCGUCAAGGAGUUCCUGGGCAGGCGGUCGAGCAAGGACCUGCGGGCCCGCGUGGACUUCCACAACAACCUCGUGGGCGUGAAGGUGAUCAAGGCCGGCGUCGAGACCACCUGCAAGUGCCACGGCGUGUCGGGCUCGUGCACGGUGCGGACCUGCUGGCGGCAGCUGGCGCCCUUCCACGAGGUGGGCAAACACCUGAAGCACAAGUAUGAGACGGCGCUCAAAGUGGGCAGCACCACCAACGAGGCCACCGGUGAGGCGGGCGCCAUCUCCCCGCCGCGGGGACGGGCCUCGGGGGCGGGCGGCAGCGACCCGCUGCCCCGCACCCCGGAGCUGGUGCACCUGGACGACUCGCCCAGCUUCUGCUUGGCCGGCCGCUUCUCCCCGGGCACGGCCGGCCGCAGGUGCCACCGCGAGAAGAACUGCGAGAGCAUCUGCUGCGGCCGCGGCCACAACACGCAGAGCCGGGUGGUCACGAGGCCCUGCCAGUGCCAGGUGCGCUGGUGCUGCUACGUGGAGUGCAGGCAGUGCACGCAGCGCGAGGAGGUCUACACCUGCAAGGGCUGAG